Canariomyces notabilis is the source of this 1220-nucleotide messenger RNA. RefSeq lists its product as uncharacterized. The coding region runs from base 248 to 883 and encodes 211 amino acids. Gene Ontology annotation, biological process: positive regulation of mating-type specific transcription, DNA-templated. Gene Ontology annotation, cellular component: nucleus. NCBI's taxonomy places the organism in Eukaryota, Fungi, Ascomycota, Sordariomycetes, Sordariales, Chaetomiaceae. Gene Ontology annotation, molecular function: DNA binding, bending. The record is from RefSeq and is a predicted model, not a curated record. The transcript has 3 exons.
CUUCCUCGUGAAUCUACCAAGCAACUAUGAAACCACUCCCUUGCCCUAGCCCUUUCACCUGAGAAAAUCAAAUUAUCGUUCCACUUUCUCACAUUUCCCUUUCCCACACAGAACACUCCCUCCAUAAAUUAGUCAAGAUUUUCAAAGGCCAUUGGCAAACCAAUACCCAAACAACAAAAAAACUUCCUAAGCGCCGGCCACCAUAGAGCUAGCGAUCCAAGGACAGCAACAGCCAUCCCAGAACCGAAUGACCGGCUUCAAGGGAUUCAGCGCGUACUAUACCACGCUCUUCAGCCAUCUCCCCAACCAGGAGCAGUCGGUCAUACUGGAGAAGCUUUGGGAGAUGGAUCCCUAUCACAAGGAGUGGGAUUUCAUCUACGCAGUCUACUCGGCGAUUAGCCAGGACCUGGCAAAGGAUAACAUCUACCUGGAGGAAUGGGUUCAGACUUCUGUCAAGCAUCUGAACAUCCUUCCUCGCGACAGCUACAUGUGCCAGCUCGGCUGGAAACUGGUCCGCCUCGACGAUGGCACGCAUUCACUUGAGCGCGAUUCAGAGGUCUCGUCCAGGGCCCUGGUCUCGCGCCAGAGUGGCGGCCUGUCCAUGAACGGCCUCGACCUCUUGAUGCGUUGCAUGGGCGAGGGUUUGCCGGUUGCCGAGACGAACUUGGGUGCGAUCAUCAAGAAGCUCAGUGACGCCACCAGUGGUAUCAUUUCCAUCAAUACUACUGAGUCGGCGGACACCCCGGCUACCACGGAUCCUACAUCUAGUGGCGCAUUCCGUUGCCUUGUCGCAACCGACCCCAGGCUUGCAAUGGCGGCUCUUCUCGGUGUCCCUGCAGAUGAUCUCGAGAGCGAUGGAAUCGGAUUCAGGGUCUUCUUCUAAACAGUAGGCCCAACCCGCAACUAAAAUUCAAGCGAUCCCACUCGAGAGAAAACAGCCUAAGGUUCUAACAUGUUUCCGCAUCGAGCUAUAGAGGGCUUGCUCUAAGGCAGCUAAAGUUGCGGGGUUGGAUAGGGUUGAGACCUGUAGGAGAUCAUGGAAUUGACACAUUGCGUUGAAAGACUGGUCCGUGGCGGGGAGUACAAGGAGGAGCAAGGGGAGGAACAGGGAGGUUUUGGUCCCCAUAGAUUGAAGAUCCAGAACAAGGUCUCGCGUUCUCCACGUCAACAGACCCCAUUCCCUUCUAUCCACGCAUGGAAAAAAUAUCGUUAUUAGUCUU